AUGGGGGCAGAGACCGUCGACGGAAGAAACGGACCGGUCAGCCACGGCGACGCUUGGGCGGAAGAAGCAACCUUGGGUCAGAGGGCGUCACUCGACCUCAGGAUGCACCCCCCCGGCCUCGUGCUCGACCCCGUCAAGGCCUCUGACCGUGACCUCUACCGCUGCAGGGUCGACUAUGACUCCUCCCCCACCAGGAACGUCCGCAUCCAGCUCAACGUCGUGGGUCAGUUGGUUCGAUUUGGGGCGUGGGUUGGGGAGGAGGGGGGGGCUGUGAGAGGGUGUGGGUUUGGGGGUGUGGUGCCACCGAGGAGAGUCCAUAUAGUCAACGAAAAGGGCAUGGACGUAAACGGAGUGAUCGGGCCUUACCACGUCGGCGUCACCGUCAAAUUGCAGUGCCGCGCCGAAGGAGGAGAGCCGCGCCCUAGCGUCACCUGGUGGAGCGGAGGCACUCUUCUGGACGACGUGAGCGAGGACAGAAGGGGUGACGUCACGAUCAACACCCUCACUUUGCACUCCAUUGCAAGGCAUGACCUUUACCGCGCCCUCACGUGCCAGGUCAUCAACUCGAACCUCUCUGACCCCAUGACCGCUACAGUCACCCUCGACAUGAGCUUCCCUCCGCUGACGGUGAAGAUCAUGAGCCUCAAGGACGAGCUCUCUGAGGACGAAAAAUACAAGAUUGUGUGUGAAUCGUCCGGGUCCAGGCCUUCAGCGUCUAUUACCUGGUGGAAGAAUGGCAUGCUCAUGACAGACGCCAGGAAGCAGGUAUUUCAAGAAGGGAACAUCACCCGGUCGACCCUCCACCUCAUCCCGUCGCCAGCGGACAACGACGUCUACAUCUCCUGCCGCGCCGAGAAUCCGAGGGUGCCCACAGCUGUUAUUGAAGAUUCUGCCAAGCUCAACGUGCAUUAUACCCCCCGCCUCUCCUUGGCAGCGGGGCAGAACCUUGACAUGGACGAUAUCAAGGAAGGUGACGAUGUGUACUUCGAGUGUGGCAUUCAGGCGAACCCCAGAGUCUACAAGGUUCAGUGGUUCCAUAAUGGCGAGGAACUGAGUCAUAAUGUAUCUGCGGGAGUUAUUCAGAGCAACCAGAGCUUAGUGCUGCAGAGAGUCACUCGGGCAUCUUCAGGAGACUACAAAUGCACGGCAGCCAACCUCCACGGCAGCAGCGAGUCUAACUCUGUUCAACUGAGCGUCAAGUUUGCUCCCUUGUGCGCGGAGGGACAGAAGGUGGUGUACGGCGCAGGCAAACAGGAGGAACUCAAUGUUACGUGCAGCGUGGAGGCCCAUCCCCAGCCCUUCACGUUCAGAUGGGCAUUCAACAGUUCCUCCGAAGUGGUGGACAUCCCCCCGAGCAGGACGCGGCUGGUGGGCGAGGGCGUGAGUCAAGUUUCCUACACGCCCACUUCUCACCUGGAUUACGGAUCUCUCCUGUGCUGGGCCACCAACGACGUCUCCAGGCAGCACACGCCCUGUAUUUACCACAUCAUUCAUGCGACCUCUCCGGACGCAGUGAACAACUGCACGGUGGAGAACGUGAGUUCGACGGGCGCGGCCGUGCGGUGCCAGGCGGGCUGGGACGGCGGGCUGGCGCAGACCUUCACCCUGUCUGUGAGUCACGCCCGCGCCCACACCCGCGGCCAGGACAAGAAGAACGAGGCGCCCCGAGUGCUGGCCAACACGUCGACGUCGCCGCGGCCCGAGUUCACGCUCACGGGUCUGCAGGCCGGCACCGAGUACGUGCUCACCAUCAUGGGCGUCAACAAGAAGGGCCAGAGCGACCCUGUCAGACUCAAGAUUUUCACCCUUAAGGAUAAAGCUGAGAAACGAACUAGCCCCGGUGAGUGAAAGCUUUGUGGUGCAAGACUUGCUUUGGCACACAUCUUGGCUGUCGUCCUGGGCGUGGUGGUGACGCUGCUCCUGGUGGGCGUGGUCAUAGUGGUGGUGAUCAGGUCGCGGCGACGAGGCCCUCAGAGACCCGAGGUGAAGAUGGUUUACGAUAAGGGCUCCUCGGGGUCGCCUACAGGACGGGGUCAGGAAACCACCACGGACAGCGAGGAGGCGAACCCUGACGUCAUUCCCGUUAAUGACGCCAUUCUGUUGCAUUUGCAGCUGAAUCAUUGCAAAGCAUUUGCUUACUCAGUCACUGACGAUGUGUCCUGCUUCAUGCAUUCAGUGUACAGGGAUAUUCAGAUAAACAAGGCCAUAGCGCUAGUUACGGUCUUCCAAUCAUUAUACAUCUGCAGGACAAAAGCAUUUUACCGUCCACAUGGGAACCCUUUAUUAGAUUCGAACAACUACACUUUUUGGGUCGACACAGACAUCUCAAGAGACAUCGCACCGCGAAAACCUAAAGCUGCCGUGCCCCCUGGCCCUAAGCCGAGGACGUUACAGAGCUAUGUUAAGUCCUCUUCAGUUCAACACAAACAGAGUCACGCUUCUGUUUAUGAAUCCGAUUUCACUGAUUCCAUGUCCAAUUUCCUCUCGGCAGCACAUCGUGUCAUAUUCAUUGAUCCGUCAUCGACUCGCGCCGAGCUUCACGAAGCUUCGAAAUCCAAGCCGGGAUGGCCGCCGGAAAUGACUCUUAAAACCGAUCGCUCGCGCAAUUGA
Molecule: messenger RNA, 2610 nt
Organism: Penaeus indicus
Lineage: Eukaryota; Metazoa; Arthropoda; Malacostraca; Decapoda; Penaeidae
Product: nephrin-like
Exons: 17
Molecular function (GO): protein binding
Source: RefSeq, a predicted model, not a curated record